CAAGCACUCCCUCCAGCCAUCCUCACAGCACGCGGUCGGUCUAUCGUACAGACGUAUUCUGACGGAGAUUUCACAGAUGCCCCGCUGGAGACCAACGCACCGUGUAAUUUCCAUCCUCUUCCUCAUCUCUUGUCUGUCUCUCGUAAACGCCCAGGACGAAUGUAUUCUAGAGGUCGACGGCGUCAAGUAUGAUUUGACUUCCGCCAGAGGUGAACACUCGGCGUCCAGAACAAGAGACACACCGCCCAGCACCAUGCGAGACGCCGUGAGGUUCGAUCUGUGUGCCGAGUUGGGCACUCUGGACGGUGUCGACGAAGCUGAUCAGUGUCCUAAAGGGACGAGGGCGUGCUUGACGAAGACCAACACAAAGGGUGACUCGGAUCGAAUCAUUGCGGUCGUACCGGUUGCACAGACCGAAGACCUGAAACCACAGUACUCAGCUCUUUCAUCUCCUAAAGGGCUUAGCAUAACCCUUCAUGGUUCCUCAUAUCCUUCUUCUUCGACAGAGUUAAUUCCACAGUCCUUCAAUAUUUCACUCCUUUGCGCGACUGAAGCCUCUGAUCCUAUAUUCAAGUCGUACGAGGCGGGCCAAGUCAGCGUGGAAUGGAGCGUGAUUGCAGGGUGCGGCUUUUCGGGCGAUAAGGAACCACCAAAACACGAGGGCGACAAUGGCGGUGAAGGUAGCGAGGGGGAUGAUAGAAAGGAGGACCAGUCAGUGGGUAGUGGAAUUGGGUGGUUCUUCCUCGUUCUAUUGCUUGCGUUCAUGGGAUACUUCCUUUUGGGUGCAUACUACAACUACACAACUUACGGAUCAACAGGCAUUGAUCUAGUUCCACACCGCGAUUUCUGGCGAGAGGCUCCAUACAUGUUGCGCGACGUUGUAUCACAUCUAUGUGGUUCCUUCCGACAACGACACACCUCAAGUCGGGGAGGAUAUAUAGCCGUUUGAGCCUCGCGGUGAGUAGGAGUGGGCAGUUGAUGCUACGUUCCAUCAAUGGACUCCAGUCGGUGUUAGUGGAGAGCUUAUGCACGGUCGUCAUUAAUGAUGAAAUAUUUCCACGUCUUGCUAAGGGAAUCCUGAGCCUGGGUUUUAUUUUAUGCUUUCGUCCCCAGCGACAACUUCCAAGCCGGCAGUCGCUGCGACGCGCUGUUAUGUAUUAUUUAUGCAUCGCUCAGUGACGGCAGUGGUCUACUGUGACAGCACCUUGACACUAUAUCUUCUUGUCUCCAU
Molecule: messenger RNA, 1231 nt
Organism: Heterobasidion irregulare TC 32-1
Lineage: Eukaryota; Fungi; Basidiomycota; Agaricomycetes; Russulales; Bondarzewiaceae
Exons: 5
Coding region: 77-949 (290 amino acids)
Source: RefSeq, a predicted model, not a curated record